AUGAAAAUCGUAUUAGUAGGAGACACACAAGUAGGAAAGACAUGCCUUGUUAAAAGGCUUACAUCCGGCACUUAUACAGAUAAUAAUCCAGCAACAAUAGGAGCUGCAUUUCAAAACUGCAUAAUUCAAACUGAACAUGGCAAUGUUUCACUUCAAAUAUGGGAUACAGCAGGCCAGGAGAAGUUUAGAGCGUUAGCACCAAUGUACUAUAGAUCUGCUUCUGUUGCAAUUCUCUGUUUUGAUUUGACAAACCCAACUUCAUUCAACGGAUUAGAACAAUGGGCGAUGGAACUUACAGAAAAAGCAUCAUACACACUAAAAUUAGUUGUAGUUGGAAACAAAAAAGACUUAAUCGAUGAAAGAAAAGUUGCAUUUGAAGCAGCCAACGAUUUUGCCAUGAAACACGGAGCUAUAUUUUACACUGAAACAUCUGCCAAAACAGGUGAAAGUAUCUCAGAGCUAUUUUAUAAAAUUGCAUCACAUGGCCAGAUAGAAUCUGUAUACAGUCCUCCACCAUUGGAACCUGCAAAGCCUAAAGAAUCUGGAGGAUGCUGCUAA
Molecule: messenger RNA, 558 nt
Organism: Trichomonas vaginalis G3
Lineage: Eukaryota; Parabasalia; Trichomonadida; Trichomonadidae
Product: small Rab GTPase RabC7
Exons: 1
Coding region: 1-558 (185 amino acids)
Molecular function (GO): GTP binding; GTPase activity
Source: RefSeq, a predicted model, not a curated record